GCCAUGUGACUCCUGAUGACGCUAAAAGGACUUUGCAUAAAUAACUUCAUCUGUGUCAGAGUUCUGCCCAAACCUCAGCGGGGACAGCAGAGCCUCACAGCAGACACGGAUCCGCAGUUCGACUUUCACCGCGAACUACUCAAAGAAAUGGAUCGCCUGGAAAACUCCACAGCAGCAUCAGAGCGCCUCUUCUCUGAUGCCGAGAGUGCGGCGGUGGAGUCCCAGGCCGCCAGAGAAGGCAACGGGAACGCAUACCUCUACAUACUGAUAGUCAUGUCUUUCUAUGGAGUGUUCCUCUGCGGUAUCAUGCUGGGCUACUUUCGCUCCAAGAGGAAGGAGAAGAGGAGGAUCAACAUCUUCACGCGCCUGGUGCACGAGGAGGAGCAGAGGGAGUGGGGGGCUCUGCCCAAGAAGCAUAGCGCCCCCUUCCCGGCCACCGUCUCGGGGCUGCGGGCCAUGCAGGUUUCCCUGCCGUUCUGCGGUAACCACGGCAACCACUCCGGAGCCCUCCGCCACGAGGGCUUUCUGCCGUCUCCGCUGGCGUGCGCGCUGUGCGCGGAGCAGAGCAGCGUCAGCUCCCUGUGCUCCUCCGCAGACACGCGCCUGACCAUAGAGGAGGAGGAGGCCGACAGCGGCGCGGCGGAGGAGCCGGAGGCGAGCCUGAAGGCGGCACAAGCGGAGAGCAGCGGAGACGAUUCAGGCUGAACUUUAAAUGCGAAAACUCAAAUUCAACUGCAGGAUUAAAGAUGGAGAAAAGACAACUUGAGGGAAAAUCAAAAUGGCCUCAAAUGCGUUAUUAUUGGGACCCUAAAGGGGACAGUGGGCAGCUGUGAGGCCCUAAGUUUGUUAGUGAAACUCAAAUCAUCAUCCGUGCCAUAUGUAUGGGAGAGAAACGACGAGGGUCUACAUCACAGAUCCACAUUUUUUAUUUUAUGUUUAUUUUUUUAUUUUUUUAUUUUUAUUUUUUUUUGCACGUCAAUUGCUGCUUUCAGGCUAAUGACAAGUUCAACACAACGCCACACCUAAACACAUACAGGUCAUAUCAACUGCAAAUUUCCAACUCAGU
Messenger RNA from Poecilia latipinna (sailfin molly), 1066 nucleotides. It is a transcript of the gene kcne4, whose product is annotated as potassium voltage-gated channel, Isk-related family, member 4. The record is from RefSeq and is a predicted model, not a curated record. The transcript is spliced from 2 exons. Gene Ontology annotation, molecular function: voltage-gated potassium channel activity involved in ventricular cardiac muscle cell action potential repolarization; potassium channel regulator activity; transmembrane transporter binding. NCBI's taxonomy places the organism in Eukaryota, Metazoa, Chordata, Actinopteri, Cyprinodontiformes, Poeciliidae. Gene Ontology annotation, cellular component: voltage-gated potassium channel complex; membrane. The coding region runs from base 16 to 705 and encodes 229 amino acids. Gene Ontology annotation, biological process: regulation of ventricular cardiac muscle cell membrane repolarization; potassium ion export across plasma membrane; regulation of heart rate by cardiac conduction.